AUGAACUUCACAAUGCUUAAGAACCGCAAGAUACAAAAAGUCAAGAGACCAGUGGCUAAUGAUCUCGAAGGCGAAUACGCGACACCAGCCCAGGCUGGUUCCAAGAGACUUUACAGCAAUCGCCAGUCUAAGCAGACACAAAGUAAUGCCGAAAUACUCUUCUAUGCUGAAAAGCGACAACGCUCUAGUGAAUGGUCACUCUCCAAACUGCCUAACGGUGAGCCAGAAGUAUGUUGCAAUCAUACUAAGCUCACCUCUUGUUCCACACAAAAAUGUCAGCAAAUAAGUCCCAAACAUCGCGCGUCGAGGUUUUUGGAGGGUAGUAUGAAUGACAGGAUUAGCCAAGUACCACCUGCACCUUAUCUUGAAUCGGUCGAAAUGCUAUCCAAUAAUGGCGACUCGGAAAUUGACUACGUCUCUGAAUCUUAUUCGCGGCAAGCAGCUCAAAAUACAAACCGCUCAACUUCGGAAUCUUCUUCAACUUAUCGUACUGAAAAUCGAAAUUCUUCACUCUUCAAAGUAGGGAGAUACAUUGCCGCUACUCUUAACUUAAGCAGCUGGAAAAUCUGGCCGAAAACUGAGUUUGAGAAGGACGAGGAGAAUGUACAAAAACAGAUUUUGAAUGAGCGACAGGAGAGAGCUGAAAAAAUGUACGAAGAGCUGAAAAAACUGGGUCAAUUCAAAAAUACAGUUGUUGAACCUCCUACUUGGCACGAUGAAAAAAUAAUAUCAAUUCAUACCCCUCUUGCUGAUAAAUCCAAAAGUAGUAUAGCCUGUUACAAACGCCCGACCGAAUCGCUCCGACCUGGUAAAAUCAGGGGUCAGAUAUCCUUGAGAUCCCUGAGGGCCGGAGAGAACGAGAAACAAAACCAAAACUUUGUUGAUUUUCCAAUCGAAAGGCCUUAUUCGCGAACCAUAAACCAGUCGAAGAGCUCUACUACUCUCACCAACUCGCCUCAUCACCACUCAUUAUCGCCUAAAAAAUCGUUUUGCCAUAUUAAAUCCACUUCUCUUUCAACUAUUGGUAAGGCUUUCACCAGCUCAAGUGUGACAAAUCUAUCUGUCUCUAGCAAUCAGUAUACUAGUAACUUUACCUCGCGAAAAGAGCUCAAUCGGCAGCAAAUUCUUGUGAAGCGCGUUAGUAAUCUCGAAACAAAACUUGAAAUAGCAAGGCGCCAGCUUGCUGAGGCGCAGGGUCAAGCAUGCAACAGUUAUCUUCAAAGUCAUGUCCCAAGUUCUACGUGGACUCAAGGAAAAAAUGAUCCUACUUCACUGUGUACACCUGAAAUUUCGCCCAACCAAGUCAAAUUUAAAGGUAAUGAAGAAAAAAGCCCAGGUGAUAGAAUUGAUGGUAGUCGAAUAGCUUCUUGCAAUAACCCAAAAUCAAAUGCCAAUAAUCUCAACGUGUCUCAGUCACACUUUUCGGAUUCCGAAGACGAACAGGCUUCAGGAGAUACAGACUUUUUAUCAAAGUUUACAAGUAAAAGAAAGAACCAAGAAAGUAUCAGAUCUUGCAAGAAGAGAGCAGCUUUGUCACCAAUGAAGUCAAAAAGUACAGAAUCUACACUAAAAAUCAAACAUGAUAGAAUUCUCAGCAAAAAUUAUGUUUCAAUGGAGCACAUAGGUGAAAAGCACAGAAGUAAAGUAAGUGCGACGAGAAAUUUCUCUUUGCCCCCCGACAAAAGUAUUUUCCGAGAAAAAAAUCGAGAUUCCUUUGAUAAUGGGAGUAUGCUUCGAGAGACUAGUUCCAGUUUAAUUUCAUAUAACACUGGCUCUAAUUCAGGCAUCUCUGGAGUCAAAGAGACCUUCAAUAUUCCAGCACAUCCGACCAUUGGGCAUGGGCCCCGGCAUACGUCUCCAUUGCGAGUCUUAGAUUCUAGUAGCUCUCUAGAUGACGAGGACAGAUCUUUAUUUUCGCAUCCUUCUUGCGACAGUAAGAAUUCGCCGCAGUUAUCCACCUGCUCAGAUGAUCCAGAGCAUGAAUUUGAGGAACGAACGAUCGGUCGGCUCACCACAGCUCCUCCACUCCCAAUUGCUUCUAAAAGCCAUGUCCUGAAAACUUGGGACCUCAUUCAAGAUUCAGCUUCUCAAUCCAAAGACUUCUCUCCCGGAAAAGUAAAUUCUAUUGUGGAACAAUUCGAACAACCACAUGCGACGAACCUAAAACUAGUGACAACGAAACCGACUUCUUUUCCCCUAGUCCAACAGCCCAAAGACCCAUCACAAGAAAACUCCUUCCACUGGCCUGAUUACAUAUUUUGA
Molecule: messenger RNA, 2262 nt
Organism: Blumeria graminis f. sp. triticale
Lineage: Eukaryota; Fungi; Ascomycota; Leotiomycetes; Helotiales; Erysiphaceae
Source: the annotation of a GenBank genome assembly